Molecule: messenger RNA, 1284 nt
Organism: Insectozyma verbasci
Lineage: Eukaryota; Fungi; Ascomycota; Pichiomycetes; Serinales; Debaryomycetaceae
Source: the annotation of a GenBank genome assembly
AUGCAGCCAAUACCAUAUCCAUCACCUAGAGUAUCACAAUUAGAUGCAUAUAUAUUAGAUAAUGAAUUAUUCUCGCUUUUGAAAGAACAAGUAACAUCUAUUUUUCAAUUACAUUCAAAUCCAAAUUCUUAUAUUUAUAAACUAUCAAUUAAUGCCAACCCAGAAUUUUAUUCAUUAUUAUUAAAUAUUUUAAUUUUCAGGUAUACAAUAUGGGAAAAUGGAUCAAGUUAUGGUUCAAUAUUACAAAAUUUAAAAUUAACAGAUUUGAAAACAGGUAAAAUUAUAAGUAAGUAUAAAAAAACAUCUUUAUUGGUGAUUUUGAUAGGUACAUAUUUAUACAAGAGAUUGGAGACAUACUUAUAUGGAAUAGAGGAAAAUAAUGGUCAUAAUUAUCAAGAUGGAAUAUUAUUAAGACUUAAGAAUUGGAUCAUACGUAAUAGAAUGAAUAUCCUAACUAAAUUAAACAAUAGUUUCAAAAUCUUAAAUUUAAUCAACUUUACUAUAUUUUUAGUUAAUGGUAAAUACCCAAGUCUCAUUCAUCGAAUUUUAAACAUUAUAGAAACUCCAAGAAACUCAGACUUGCUCAAAUUUAAUGGAUCUAAUGUCAAUUACGAAUUUCAAAAUCGUCAAUUAGUGUGGAAUGUAAUGACUGAGUUUCUCGUAUUCAUUCUUCCUUUAUUACAAUUACGUAAAUUCAACAAAUUAAUUAAAAAAGUAUUUGGUGGUGGUUCUAAAGAUAAAGAUUUUAUUGAUAUUAAUAAUCAACCUCGGCUUACAAAAUAUUCAAAUUUACCAAUUGAUCAAUGUGCUAUAUGUCAUGAUAAUAAUCAACAAGCUAGUCUUAGUGGAAACAGAGUAUUUCCUAGUCUUGGACCAAUUACAAAUCCUUAUAUUACAAACUGUGGACAUGUGUAUUGUUAUGUUUGUUUAGCUACAAAAUUUAAUCAAAUUAAAUUAGGAAGUGAAGAUUUACCAUGUUUAAGAUGUAGUUCCAAAUUAGAAUGGUUUGAAGAAUAUGGUGCGAAUGAAUAUGAUGCAGAUGCAAUAAUUAUAAAAGAGGAAGAAGAAGAAGAAGAAGAAGAAGAAGAAGAAGAAGAUAAUGAAAAUGAUGAUGAGAGUAUACAUUCUGUUGAAGAUUAUGAACCACAAGAAGAGAAAGUCAAAAUUGAAAGACAAUUGAGUCAUAGAUCAUCUAUAUUUAAUGAUAGUCCUGAUGACAGUAGUGAAUCUGAUGCUUCAUUUAGUGAAGAUGAAGAAAUUGAUGCUGAUGAAGUUCUUAUGUAA